ACCUGAGAGCUCUGUGAAGGAGCAGCAAUACCUGCAGACCAAGUUCCUUUCCACUCCUGUGCACUUCGAUACAGAUCUUCCUCAGCUGAGCAUCUGUGAGAGCCCUUGGCUGUGCUGGGCUGCUCUGUGCACCCCUAGGUGCGGGGUGACCUACCUGCACAGCCCUGUCUGCACCAGGAAGCAAGUGCCACGUCCCCCACUCGCCUGUCCCUGCUGGUGUGGCUGUGCAUGGCAUGACCAGGGGGACAUGGGCAUCCUCCCCGAAUCAGAGUGGGCGUCCUGGGGCACGUUCUUUGAGGGCACCUUCUCCAGCCGCUGGUACAACAAACACAAGACUGAGCUCUUGGGAGUUUUACUUGCUGCUGCCUCAGAUUUUCUGAUUAGCAUCUCUUUGAGUAUACAGAAAUGCAGUCAUCUCCGACUGGCUCGCCAAGCAGAGCUGCAGCCCUUCUACAGGAGCAAGCUGUGGUGGUGUGGAGCUGUCCUGCUGGGCAUUGGAGAGUUGGGCAACUUCACAGCCUAUGGAUUUGCCCCCAUUGCCCUUGUUGCUCCACUAGGAUGUGUAUCUAUCAUAGGUAGUGCAUUUAUUUCUGUCAUAUUCCUAAAGAAGACCAUGAGGGCUGCAGAUAUACUGGGAGGAGCACUGGCAGUAGUAGGGACAUACUUGUUGGUGACAUUUGCUCCAAAUGUAUCCCAGCAGCUCACAGCAAGACAAGUCCAGAAUGACUUGGUGAGCUGGCCUUUCUUGGUCUAUGUGAUUUUAGAAAUUAUAAUAUUCUGCAUUCUCCUUUAUUUUUACAAAAGAAAGGCUGUGAAGCACAUCGUGGUUUUGUUAAUGAUGGUGGCACUGCUGGCUUCGUUGACUGUCAUCGCCGUGAAGGCUGUGGCCAGCAUGAUAAUACUCUCUGCCAAGGGGAAAAUGCAGCUAACCUACCCUGUUUUCUAUAUCAUGCUCAUCUUAAUGGCAACUUCUUGUGUAUUCCAAGUCAAGUUCUUAAAUCAAGCACUGCAUCUAUAUGAAGCAAGAGCAGUUGUGCCCAUUAACUUUGUGUUCUGCACCACGAGUGCCAUCAUUUCAGGGGUCAUAUUUUAUCAGGAAUUCCAAAGUGCAGCUUUCCUGAGCGUGUUCAUGUUUCUGUUCGGGUGUCUCCUAUCCUUCCUCAGUGUAUUUGUAAUUGCAGUGAAUAAAAAUGAGGAGCGUUUACAAGUUCCUUACAUUGACUGUGGAUGUAUUCCUGGACAAAAAUUGACAGGCAAAAUACAACCAGAUUCUUACGGUUCAUGCUAUGGCACUUUGAAUAAUAAAGAUGACUCGGGGAAAAGUCAGAGCUGAAAGAAGGCGGCACCUUACCUUCCACUUAACGAGAGGAAUGCCACUGGAACAAGAAUCCGCAGCACCUUUUCAUUGGACGUACUCACGUAGACACUGAAUUCCUGCACGAUGAUGAGUCAUACGUUAUUUAAUCCUACCUAAUUUAUCCCUUGGCUGUCCCAAAUGUGUUUUGAAGAUAAAGAAAGCCUUAAGAGAAACUCAAUAACCAUUAAUGAAACGGAACAUUCUCGAAGAAUAAAUGCCUCUUAGUGACAAGGAGGGAUAUUUUUAGACUUUUAAUUGCCUAGAAAUGCAAAUAGGCACAUGACAGGAUUUUUAAAAUUUGUUUUUGAGAAACCCAAAUGUGCACCAAUGCUUAAGGACAAAGACGGGAAACAAAGAUUUUUGUGAGAGACUUCAAAAUAUUCUGCUGAAUAUCUACUGCCUUUAAAAAUCUGAUCCUGCUUGUUCACGAAUCAAAACUGUAGGCAUAUAUGCAGUAUGCAUAAACACGUGCACACAUUUUUACUACGUGCAGAGGGAAAGUCCUGAUUAUCUUUUGCCAUCGGGCUAAUUCUCUUAUCUUCAAAGGACAUAAGCGCUUAUAUGAGAUGGGGGAAAGAGAAGAGCAUUUGUCAUAAACCUUGGUGCACAUGCAUGUAUUUGCAAGGUAUCCAGCCAAGGUGGAACUGGGCAGUCGUGUGGCAUUUUUUAUCCCUUCCAUGUCUUGCCUACUGGGCUGGACUGGCCAUAUUUUAAAUUAGUCUAGUCUAGUCUGAGGCUUAGCCACUCUUUUUAAGAAAGGAGGGUUUUAAUGAAGGCACUACAAAGAGGAAAUGAGGGAUCCAGGCUUCCUCUCUUGAUAUGUAUUUCAGCCCCCCGAAAAAGCUCCAUAGGAUAGCUUGAGUGAUAAAAAUAUGGAUAAAAUCCUUGGAACUACUAACCAGGGAGGAGAGGGUUGUGAGACCCUGGCACAGGCUGCCUAGAGAAGCUGUGGAUGCCCCAUCCUUGAGGCACUCAAGGCCUGGUUGGAUGGGACAUUGGGCAGCCUGAGCCGGCAGGUGGCAGCCCUGCCCAUGGCAGGGGGUUAGAACUGGGUGGGCUUUAAAGUCCCUUCCAACCUAAAUCAUUCUAUGGUUCCAUGGUAUUGCGGAAAUACUCCUAAAAUAGAAAUUAAAGCAAAUCCUGCACCCUUACUACACCCACAGUAAUCCUGCUUGAGGAAAGCCUCUAAAACAUGGGGUCACUAGAGUCACGACAGCAGUACAAAUUUUCCUUCAUUAAAUGGUAGUUUCUCUAUACUUACUUGAAGAGCUGACAGCAAUGGGAAACCACAGCAGUGCUCAGGUCUGGGAGGUUGCGCUGUCCCCCGGUCCCAGCCUCCUGGAAAGCUGCUGCUGGGCAUUAAUGUUGUGCCCAUCCACCCUGCUGGUAGAUCUGUCCUGUUCCAGCUGACACUGCGAUGCUCACACAUCUCUGAGAAAGACAGUGCUCUUGAAAAGCAUUCAAUAAUAGCCUUCGCAUCUUGGACAAGAUACUUCUUUUGGGAUUGGAUUAAUCUGCAGUAAUGGAUAUGGGCCAUAGGCUGUGCAGAUUUUGUUUCAUUGGGAUACGAAGAAAUGAGAUCUCCCUUUUUUUUCCCCCAAGUAAUUGUUUAUUUCAUUUUAAAAUAGGUAGAGCCAAAGAUCCAUGAGAUGGUUUCACUUCAAACAAAGUGCACACAGCUCUGCAGAUUUUCCUAUGUGGUGAUGUCCCAGCUGUGAAAUUUGCAGAGCUGUUUUUCUUACCGUGGAUCUUUUCCAGCUGGCACAGGACAGGGCUCAGUGUCUGCACCUUGCUUGUACCAGCUGCCUUCCCGCAGCCUUCCUUUACCCUCCCAUAGUUUGAGUUCAAGUUUCUAAAGCUUAAGAAACAAAAGGUACCGGAUUCUGUAUGCUUUCUGCAGGGAAUAAGGGCGUACCUCUGUGCCUCCUAUGCCCCUUGCAUCUUGUAUGUCAAAUGUAAGUAACUUUCCGAUUCUCAAGUGAGAACAUGUGCUAAAGAUGUAAAUAGGAGGCCUACAGUUUUUCAUUCUAUGACCUGGGACAUAAAGUGGGACAUGAUUUAUUUUUGCUUCUUGUUAAAAUUACAGCCCUUGGGCAUCUUUCUGAAAUCUGCCUCCAUGAUUCAGGAGGGCUGAAGGAGAUACAGUAUUUUCAAAGUACAUGUGAAUGAAAUGUAAAAACCAAUAGCAAAAGUUAUUAUUGAUUUUUAAUUUCUGUAUUUCUUCUCAAAUAGCGUAUCUUUUCUUCAUGUGGGCUUAUGCAAAACUGUAAGGGUUAAAAAUGUUUUCUGUAAACUUCAGUGUAAUUAAAAUUAAUUUAUAGGGGAAAUUUUUGGCAGGAAUUAUGUGCAGUUAAAACUUGUGAUUAGACACGAUUUUGAAAGUGUGAGCAUAUUCCAACAAAUUAACGUAUCACAGGGUCAGAGAAACGUGGUGAUGGUCAUUUAUUUCUGUUCUGCAAAGAAAGGGACGUGAUUUGUUUCGAGAAUCAGUUUCUAAUCAGUGCUAUUUUCAGGGUGGUCAGACUGCCCAGGGAGGUGGUGGAGUCAUCGUCCCUGGAGGCGUUAAGAGACAUGCGGGCGUCACACUGAGGGACGUGGUUAGUGGGCAUGGUGGGGAUGGGCCGAUGGCUGGACUAGGUGACCUUAGUGGUCUUUGUCAACCUGAAUGAUUCAGUGAUUUUGUGAUUUGCCUUGUGAUGUUUAGGUGACAAGGAGCACAGACAAAUGCUUACUGAAAAAAGCUUUUUUUUUUUUUUUUUUCACUGGAACACAAAAAUAUGCUCCCGGAACCCUUCUCUUUAUCAGUGAGUUAUUUUCUUGCAGUGUUUUUCCUGACAUCAAAUACACGUGCCAGAUACAAAAUGUGAAGCUUGCACCUGCAGGCUGAACUUUCUUGAGCAGAUGCUCCACAGGAUUUGAGGAAAUAAAACUGAAGGGAGUCAUGGAGGACAGUCUGCAUCUCACGUGGUCCCUGCUGGCUCCAGGCUGGGAUUUCUGAUAGACCAGAACCAGCAGGACUCACUCAGUGCUUGUUCCACUACUGGUCAGCUGCAGUAAAAGAUGAAGUAUUAACUGGCCACGGGCCUGGAAAUGGGAACUCUGGAGUAAAGCUAGGCAGUUUGUUUUUUGCCAUAAAAAAAUAUUGGGAUGCAUUUCAGCUAGCAAAAUAAUAAUAAUAAUAAUAAUAAUCAUCAUCAUCAUCAUCAUCAUCAUCUUGGACUGGAUUCCUACAUCUGCCAAUGGUAGGAGCCCGGCAUUCGCCUGUGAGGCUUGGUGCCAGCUCCUCACUAACCUGGCAGCUUCUGGUGGCAUGUAAGGGUUCUGGUCAACUAAAACCGAAGAAAGCAGAUCAGACUUUGUAGCUUGAGCUUCUUUGCUUUGAAGCUGUGGUGAUGAUGCAAAACCCUGGGCCGGACCCAUUAGGCCAUGGAUAGUGAGCACUGUGGGGCUGAGGUAGGCAGCUCACGGCAUAAGGAGAGCCCUGAAGGCAGUGAGGAGCAGGGACACCUGCACAACUUGGCAUAAGGACUGAUUUUUUCUCUUCAAUUUGCACCAUUUGCUCUAAGGUGCAUGAACAGUGCUGGAAGGAUGGACUGGGACCAAAUGUCCCUACUUCUGACCUCAAAAUGGUCUCCCCUUGCAAUCUGUCCUCCCAGCCCACUUGCAGGAUCUAUGGUUGCUUACAGAGAAAACUGAUAAGAGUGGGGCGCAGAUGAUCAGACGGAGCUGACUUUCAGUUUGGCCUUUGCUUUUAUCCUCUGAGACAUGACCUUUUCUUGUUUAUUUAUUUAUUUUUUGUUUGUUUAUUCCUCUUGGAGAAAUCAGCUGGGCUGCGUUAGCAGCUGGCCCAAAGGAGAGAUAGGCUAAUUACCAUAAUUAUUAUUGGAGGGCCAAGCUGGAUGUUGUACAGCAUGGGGUUUCUUGAGAAGAAAAAGGUAGGGAAAAGCUGAGCUCUCUGGAUUCACAGGAGUUGGAGAAAUCCUGUGCUUGCAGUGUUUCUGGGUUCUGGGACUGGAUUAGAGACAUCAGUGAAUAAACAGUGAUUCUAUAUAUUAUUGAAUGUGUUUUUAAUUUUUUUAACUGAUUUGGAAGUGAAGGAUGGUCAUUCUCUGCCUAGAGAAGCAAAGAGAAAAUCAGAUGGAGAUGUUGGCAGCUGGGAGUUGUUUCAACCUUUUGGAGCUGGAAGAAGCACAGAGGCUCCUUCUAACCAUUAAGUUACCGAGGGGCAGCACUGGCAAAUGCACCACUAUGUAUUACGUAGUUAUGACUGUUAAGAAGGGAUCCUUGUCUUCUUGUUAUGUCUGAAGCCGUUCAGAGGACAUGUGGCUGAUGUGGUUUCUUAGGCUGCACAUAAACAUAUUCUUGAAGCAUACUGAGCCAGUCUAUGGACUCUGCCCCCCCUGAGCAUCCUACUGAUGCCACUUUGGUGUGCACUCCAUGCAGAGCUGUUGUGAAAAUCGGACUGUGUGGUGUGUGUGUACCCCAGGCUUAUUCUGUAAAGAUACCAGUAUUGCAGCACAUUUCCCUUAACCUAAGAAGAGCUUCUGUCUAUCAGGAAGUUGUGAAAACCUAGAUAGACUUAGAUAAUGUUCUCUUUACUUCUUGAUUGCCACCAGAGUUAGCAAAGACAGUUUUGGGUAUCCACAGGAGCAGAACUGUGGUCACCUCAGGAACUUCCAGACUCAAUAGAUGAGACCAUGAAUAAAGAGUUAGGGGCUACUCAGUAGGUUUCUUAUUUAACCUACAUCCCAGUUUUUCUGUUAGGCCCCUAAAGUUAACUUAAGCCUUUCAGGGGGAAAGUGCACUUACUUAAUAAUAUUAAAUCUGCGGUAGCAUUCUGAUUGCUGACAGACAUGGCCAUUGGUGGUGGCAAGAAGCUUUGCAUAAACGCAGAGGAAUGGGAUCAGGAGACUGAUAAGCUGCAGUGGGCUCCUGGACAACUGGCCACAGUGCCAACAGGGCAGUGCUGACAGUUCUCAGAGCAGCGCCGCUGUAGAAGAACAACUAGACAGGUGGCUUCAACACUGACUGUUUAACGUGAAGUUAAUGUAUCACUGCAGCUGGCAGCACUAAUACCUUAAACAUGAAAGUGGCCUGUGGUUGCUGAUGAAGGAGCCAAUUUCUGUAUUUUGCUAGGUCACAAUGGGGAAAAUGGAAAUGAUUGAUUUAAGCUUCCAGCACAAAUAUGCACUUGCCAGCUCUCCAGUUCGGAGAUUUCCACUCUUGGAAUAGGCAUUGCCUUGCCUAGAUGAAAUCUUUGGAGCCUGCUGCCAGGUCUUUUGCCAGAAUCAUUAAAUGGGUUGAAAGAGCAGCACCGUCAUUCGUCUUCUGUUUGAUAGCUAGUGGGCAUACAUCCAGAGCAGCAUUAACACAGGAUCAGGACUUUUCUCAGUGUUUAAAAAAAUGACAGUGUUUUUCUUGAGCUUCAAUAGCAUGUGCACGGGCCCGGAGCCUCAUGUUGUCAGACGCUCUCUGGUACGCUCAGCCAGCAGUAAGGGAGAGAGCCUGCAUGGCACAGAGGCAGCUCGUUAGGUAGUCCUCACCUGUCACUGGACAUUACUGCCAGUAACGCACCACAGGACAGUGUAGUUCUAUGCACAUGACAAAGUACUUCUGUGUUGUUUUCCAAGAACAACUGUUCUGUGUUUUACAAGGGAAAGGAGAUGAGGAAUAUUAUUCAAUAUUACUAAACAUCACAAUUACUCAUGUGUUUAUUUUUUUCCAAACAAUAUCUAACAGUUAAUUAAUGAGCCUGUCCUGGAAACACCAGCUGGGUUCUGGGAGCAUGGAUGAAGUUGGGUUGCAGAUAGGAGAAAGCAGCCUGCUGUCACCUUACCUGGCCUUCUGCCUGCUCCAGGCACUGCUGUGCAAGGCCUGUGGCCCACAUACAGAAGGUACUCUGUCCUCUCCUGCAAGUCGAAUGAGAGGAUGCACCACCGCCAUUAGCAAGAGUACUUGCAGUGAGUCAUUGCUUUUGAAUUGUGCCUUAUGUCUAUUUUAAAGUGUCUGGAUUUAGCUUGCAGCUAUUUGUCUUUUACCAGUGAUUUAAAGCACUUGGUGAGUCCCUCUAGUAAAAUACAGUACGAUGACUUGGGCUUUUUGCCGAGCCAAACAGACGGACCUUUUAAGUCUCUCACCAUCAGACAUUUUUGUCAGCCUCAAAUUGCCUUCUGUGGUUGUCUUUUGCUCUAUCUCCAUUUUUCCAGAGUCUAAAAUUGGCUUAAUGAGUGCCAAAUAUGGUGUAGAAAUCAGAUCCUAACACCACUGACGAAGUAGCACAGACCUGGGCUGGAGCCAGAACGCAGUGGUCGGGGUGCCUGGCUUCCUCUCUUCCCCAAAGCAGCUGCCAUCUUUCCCAAGAGGUGUCUGAAUUUUAUUGUUUUUUGUUUUUUUCUUUUUCACUGUAAUUUAACAGUGGCUGUUUUGCACUCCCAGAGAUGUAGCAGUCUAGAUAAUUCUCAGAAGUUUGGCUUCUGAGUCAUUCCUGAGAUUGGUGGUAGUCCAAAGAGGUCUCCAGGAGGCUCAGCACAGCUGGAAACCCUGAAACUGAGUGGCCCAGGAUGGACAGGAGAGCGGUGGCACUGGGCAGUAAAACUGUGGAAUCACAGAAAAGUUUGGGUUGGAAGGGACUCUUGAAUAUUACCCAGUCCUGCCAUGGGAAGGGUUGUCUUUUGCCAGAUCAGGUUGUCCAAUUAUGAACACUCCCAUGGAUGGGGCAGCCACUGCUUGUCUGGGCAAACUGCUCCAGUGCUUCACCACACUCACUGUAAACAGCAGCAGCAGGAAGCAACCUCACACAGCUGCCCUUUCUCCAGUGCCAGAGCAACUUGAGCUCAGCCCAGAUUUGAGAGCAGUGUGAUUUUUUAGCAGCCAUUUGAGGUGCAGUAAGUAAACAGAAUCAUAGGACAAUAGAAUCACUUGAGUUGGAAAGGACCCUUAAAGGUCAUCUAGUCCAGAUCCCCUACAAUGAACAGUGACACCUACAGCUAGAUCAGGUUGCUCAGAGCCCCAUCCAGCCUGACCUUGAAUGUCUCCAGGGAGGGGCAGCCACCAUCUCUGGGCAGCCUGUUCCAGUGCUUAACUACUCUUACUGUAAAAAAACUUUUUCUUUGAAACCAUUUCCCCUUGUCCUAUUACAACAGAUCCUGUUGAAGAAUCUGUCCCCUUCUUUCUUACAGCCUCCCUUCAGAUACUGAAAGGCUGCUAUCAGGUCUACCCAGAUCCUUCUUGAGGCUGAACAGCCCCAGCUCUCUCAGCCUGUCCUAAUGGGGAACGUGUUUACUCCCUUGGAUCAUUUUUGUGGCCCUCCCCUGGACACACUGACACACUCCAACGGGUCCACAUCUUUCCUGUACUGAGGACUCCACAUCGUGAUGCAGUACUCCAGGUGAUGUCUCACCAGUGCAGAAGAGGGGCAGCAUCACCUUGCUCACCCUGCUGGCUUCUUUUGAUGCAGCCCAGGAUACGGUUGGCUUUCUGGGCUGCAAGGAAGGCUCUCUAUGUGGAGAAAGCCUGCCCAAAAGAUUGCUCUUGCCUCAAGAUUGAUGACAGCUCACCAGAGAGAAUGAGUGCUUUAAUUUGUGAUAUGUAGCAAAAAGGUUCCUGCUCCCUCUGCCUCUCACUGCUCAUAGUCUCACAGGGAGGAUGCAUUUUGAAAGCAGCAGCUAAGUCAUCUCUCCUCUGGGAGGAUGUGAGCACCUGAUGACUCAAAAUGGGGUAUCAGAUUUUGGUAUGGCAAAGAAAUGCAUUUGUAUUUGAGAUAAUGUUGGGAUAUAUUUACAAAUGUUAGUCCAGUGAUACAGCACAGAGAAGGCACAGCACUUUUGCACUAUGAGCAGUUUGAAUUAUGUGUUUUGAGUUGUUUGGGGUUUUGUUGAGCUUUUUUUUUAGUCAUUUCAGUAAAGUCACAUCAAUCAACCCAAGGUAACCUGUGGCGAAAUUCUUCAUUUGAAAAUAAAUAAUAAUAAAAAAAAGCUGAUUUUACAGUGAAGUCUUUGCAAAUAAAAGGCCAUACUGGAGCACUUUGAA
This is a messenger RNA of Gallus gallus (chicken), 9385 nucleotides long. RefSeq names its product NIPA like domain containing 2 (gene NIPAL2). Gene Ontology annotation, molecular function: magnesium ion transmembrane transporter activity. Gene Ontology annotation, cellular component: membrane. The record is from RefSeq and is a predicted model, not a curated record. The transcript has 11 exons. The coding region runs from base 248 to 1333 and encodes 361 amino acids. NCBI's taxonomy places the organism in Eukaryota, Metazoa, Chordata, Aves, Galliformes, Phasianidae. Gene Ontology annotation, biological process: magnesium ion transport.